Etheostoma spectabile (orangethroat darter) is the source of this 3750-nucleotide messenger RNA. RefSeq names its product inactive dipeptidyl peptidase 10. The record is from RefSeq and is a predicted model, not a curated record. Gene Ontology annotation, cellular component: voltage-gated potassium channel complex; plasma membrane. Gene Ontology annotation, molecular function: serine-type peptidase activity. NCBI's taxonomy places the organism in Eukaryota, Metazoa, Chordata, Actinopteri, Perciformes, Percidae. The transcript is spliced from 25 exons. The coding region runs from base 155 to 2524 and encodes 789 amino acids. Gene Ontology annotation, biological process: proteolysis; regulation of potassium ion transmembrane transport.
GAGAGAGAGAGAGGAGAGAGAGAGAGGAGAGAGAGAACCCAGUGAGGACAAACUUGCAAGAAGCAGAGCAUGCAGAAAAAGCUCCGCAAGACAACAGUGCAGCAGCUCGGCGGGGUUUGAAGCUACAGAGGCAGCACUGAGCUUACGGAUUACAAUGAUUGCCACAACUCAACAAAACAUGACCACGGAGCUGGACCUGGGUAGUUCAGAUGGUCCCCCGCGGAACUGGAAGGGCAUAGGAAUUGCCAUGGUGGUGAUCCUGGCUGUUAUGUCUCUGGUCAUUCUCUCUGUCAUCCUCCUCACACCUGAUGCAUCUAAAUUGUUACUCCGCUCCCAUCUCACUAUGGAGGAUCUGGAGAGUGAAGAGUUCAAAGUUCAUGACCCCCGUGUGGCAUGGUUGAACGAAAAUGAAGUGGCUUUCCGCACCAGAGAAGGACACGUCCUGUCCUUCAACCUCAACAGCAACCUCACCUCGACUCUGGUGGACAACAGCUCCCUGGACCUGAGCAUUACUAAAUUCCAAGUGUCUGCAGACAAGAUGUUCGUCCUCUUGGCGUAUAACAUUCGACCGGUGUUCUCUCAGUCCUUCACAGCCUCCUAUGCUUUCUACGAUGUGGCUAAUGGGGAUCUGCUGGAGCUGAACCCUCCAGAGAGAGAGAAAGCAGUGCUACUAUAUGCUUCCUGGGGGCCUCAGGGGAGCCAGCUGGCCUACGUGUUUGAAGGAGAUAUCUACUACAAGCCGAGUGUGACAAGCAAAGCCCUGCGUCUCACAACCACCGACCUGGAGCAGAAUGUGGUGAACGGGCUGUCUGACUGGACUUAUGAAGAGGAAGUGCUCUUGUCAUAUGUUGCCCACUGGUGGUCUGUGGACGGGGCCCGGCUGGCGUACCUCACCAUCAACAACUCUGCCACACCUGUGAUGGAAAUACCUCACUUCUUAGGGGGUCUCUACCCCUCCAAUGUGCUCUUUCACUACCCAAAGGCUGGCUCAAGUAUCCCAUCUGUCAGUCUGUUUGUGGUGAAUCUGUACGGUCCAGCUCACACUCUGGAGAUGAUGCCUCCUGACUCCCUCAGGGCCAGAGACAGCUACAUCUCCAUGGUGACUUGGAUCAGCAGCACCCGCCUCGCAGUUCGUUGGCUGAACCGUGCCCAGAACCAAUCGGUGCUGUGCGUGUGCGAGGCGACCACCGGGGCCUGCUCAGAGAAACACAAAAUGGCCAUGGACCUAAUGCAAAACCAACGACAGGACGUGCCGUUGUUUUCAGCAGACGGCGCUGUGUUUUAUACAAUCCUGCCAGCAAAACAGGGCGCUCGGGGAGAGUUUCACCACAUCGCCAGUCUUUCAGCCCAGCCUGCCAUCCCCUCCGUCCCUCCUCGCUUCCUGACAUCAGGCAGCUGGGACGUCAGCUCGCUCUGCGCCCUCGACGAGAAGGCUGGAAAAAUCUAUUUCCUGAGUGCAGAAGAAUCCAGACAAAGCAGACACCUUUACAGUGUGGACCUGGAUGGAGUGUUCCAGCGCCAGUGCAUCUCCUGUAACCUCAUAGAUGGAUGUCGCUUCUUUAAAGCUCAAUUUAGCCCCAAUCAAACCCACUUCACCCUCUACUGUCUAGGCCCAGGAAUCCCUAAAGUGACAGUUCACAGUACAAAGGACCCCUACAGAUAUGUUGUCUUGGAGGAUAACAGCCCUCUAUCUAAAGCUCUGGAGGACAAGAGGCUCCCUGAGACUCUGUUUAGGACACUCCCGGCAGACAACCAUGAUGUACACCUGAAGCUAUCUCUACCGCAGGGUUACGAGGCCAACCUGCACCCUCUCCUCAUCAUUGUGGACGGCGUUCCUGGCUGUCAGUCAGUGACAGAGGAAUUUGCUCUCGACUGGCCUCAGGUCCUCUCUGGCACACACAAUGUGGCUUUGGCAUGGGUGGACGGCAGGAGCGGGGUUGGCCGUGGACAGAAGACCACCACUGUGGAUCCACGCAAGCUCGGCUCAGUCAGAGUCAAAGAUUAUCUGGGAGUUGUCGAGUUGUUGAUGCAACUGCCUUAUAUUGACGAUCGUCGGAUGGUCCUCUAUGGAAAGGCAUUUGGAGGUUAUUUGACUCUCAAGAUGUUAGCUGCAACAGAUAAACUCUUUCAAUGUGCAGCCGCUAUGGCACCGGUAACUGACUUCAGGCUUUAUAGUGCUGCAUUCUCAGAGCGGUAUCUAGGCCUUCCAGCGAAGGAGGAGCACGCUUACUCUACUACCUCUUUGCUGGAGGAGGUUAACAAGCUAAAAGAUGAGCAUUUCCUUAUUCUACAUGGAACUGCAGAUGCGAGGGUACACUUCCACCACACUGCUGAGCUCCUGAGCCGACUGGUGAGGGUGGAAGCCAACUACUCACUGCAGCUGUACCCAGACGAGGGUCACAUCCUGAGAGAGCCACGCAGCAUCCAGCACUUCCAGCGGACAGUGGUGAACUACCUCCAAGGCUGCUUGAAGCACAGCAACCUCCUAGAUCCUGUAGAGGAUCCCGAGGAAGAAGAUGAUUGAGCCCAGAGCCCCUUUUCCAUGCUCGUGGAAGGACCAUCUUUGGACUGUAUGCCAUUUUAUGCAUUAACUUGGGACGGAUUACUAGGCACAAGAGCACAGGAGUGGGGACCAAACACAUCAGAUCACCUCCUACAACUUCUGGAAAAAUUUACUGUACUGUAAACCUUGUUGCACUCAAUUAGUUCUGCUCUUGUACUGUAUGGUUGAGGCCCUGCUUUUUUUUUUUUUUUUACAAAAUUCACUUGAGAUGUUGUGGACUAAAGGCUACUGAUUCUGCCAAAGGUUUACAAAGAUUUUAAAACAUGCAUGUCGUAAUGGCUGCAUGAUGUGGAUUAGUUUACAUCGCAUUUUCUGUUACACAGGUGGGUAGACAUUGCAAGACUUAAAAAACAACCUUAUCACAGGACUACAGGAUCCCAUUCAGAUGUAUGCAGAUUCCAGUCAUACACAAUUAAACAAUAUGGAAAGUUCUAAAACAUACUCUAAAAUAUCUAAAGAUAAAUAAGUCCCCCCUGCUCACUGCCGUGGGCAGACUCCAAGAUCUCUGAGAUGUCAUCGUAGGGCGACCGGAUAGCUCAGUUGGUAGAGCAGCUGUCCAUAUGUAGAGGUUUACUCCUUGUUGCAAUGGGCCAAGGUUUGUCUCCGACCUGUGGCCCAUAUGCUGCAUGUCAUCCCCCCCCUUUCGUAUCUUCAGCUGUCCUGUCAAAAAUAAAAGCUGAAAAUGCUCAAGAAAUAUUUGUUAAAAAAUAUUUCUUUUUACACAGUGUCUUCCCAGCUAAAAUGAAGUUAAAUGAAGCAUAUGGAUCAUUCUAAAUGUGCCACAUGCAUUUAGAGGACUUUAUCCACUGGUUUUAUUAGCAUUACUUGGAUCAUGUGAUUACGAAUGAGUGUGCAACUUUACACCACAAGCUCUGAUUCUAGGGGGAUUGCAAGAACGUCCAUGUAGGUCUGAACUAUUUACUGUUUGUGUACAGUGUUUCUGUUUUGGUACAUCUUGGCAUUUUGAACAUUUCCUGUGUAUUGUGUUUGGACAAACUGUUGAGCCUUAUCUUACAGUCCACAAAGUUAGUGGACAGUGGGCUUGAGCAUCAAACUAUCAACCAAACCGUACUGGUAAACUGCAUGCAGUUGGUUUGAAACUGAAUGCCCUUGACUCUACACGACCGGCUACUCCUUUUUGCCAACAGUCCUUGAAAAUAAAGUUUGAACUUCAUGUUUUACAGCAA